Babesia ovata is the source of this 2967-nucleotide messenger RNA. RefSeq names its product eukaryotic translation initiation factor 3 subunit 10. Gene Ontology annotation, molecular function: mRNA binding; translation initiation factor activity. Gene Ontology annotation, cellular component: eukaryotic translation initiation factor 3 complex, eIF3e; multi-eIF complex; eukaryotic translation initiation factor 3 complex, eIF3m. Gene Ontology annotation, biological process: formation of cytoplasmic translation initiation complex; translation reinitiation. The transcript has a single exon. NCBI's taxonomy places the organism in Eukaryota, Apicomplexa, Aconoidasida, Piroplasmida, Babesiidae. The coding region runs from base 1 to 2967 and encodes 988 amino acids. The record is from RefSeq and is a predicted model, not a curated record.
AUGCAUAACUUUCAGAAGCCGGAGAACGCCCUCAAGAGGGCGGCCGAGCUUCGCGCCAUCGGCCAGAAUGACGAGGCGCUGCAGAUUCUCCACUCGGCCAUCGGGCACCGCUCCUUCAGGAUUCAAGGAUGGGACAUGGUACAGGAGCAGAUCAUGUUGGAGUAUGUUGCCCUGUGUAUUGCGCAGGACAAGCUCCGCAUGGCGAGGGAUGGGCUUCACCAGUACCGCCUCGUCGCCCAGCACGCUAAUGUCACCUCGCUCGGCAAGGUCGUCGUUGAACUCCUCGACCACGCCGAGGAGCGGCUCAGGCGCAUAAAGGCGGAGAUCGCGGCUGACAAGACCAAGGCCGAGGAUUUGGAAAAGGCCAAACUUAGUGCAGGUCUCGACGCUGAGUACAGCGAAUCCCCUGAGGAGAUCAUGGUAUUCACGCUUCAGCUGGAAGUCCGCGAUGCCACCGCCAGGUCGCUGCACAGUGUCUUCAGGUUCCUGUGGGAAACUUACAAAAUGAUCCUGGAUAUUAUGCGUGCAACGCCCAAGCUCGAAAAGGUCUACCAUGACACUGCCCGCAAAGCCAUCCAGUUCUGCAAGGAGAAUGAAAGACUCUCCGAGUUCAAGAGACUGUGCGAGGUGCUCCGUGCGCACAACACCUUCCUGAUGAAGGUGAAGCACAAGCCGGAGAUGGAAUGCAUGCUCAAGCCAGAGCUGCACAUUGAGACGCGCAUCAACCAGCUGGUAGCUGCCUGCGACAUGUCGUUGUGGAAGGAGGCCUUCAACACCGUUGAGGACCUGUACACCCUGGGUAUUCGCGAUUACAUCACCAAAACCUUCCAGGGAUCUGUUUCCGUCCUGGGCCAGCAGAAGGAAAAGCUGCUCAAGUGGCUCGCCAUCUUCUACGAGAAGCUGGCCAUCAUCUUCAUGGUCUCCGACCUGCACCUCUUCCACGCGCUAGCGGUGCUUAGAUAUGUCAUGCACAUCCGUAUGUACAAGAAGAAAGUCGCUCCGGAGGACGUGCAGUACAUGUGCUCGAAGGCUGUCCUCGCGGUUCUUGCCGUCCCUGACAACAACAAGAACGGCUCGGACUCCGGCGAGUUGAUCACUCCGAUGCCCACUGCAGCGUACGAAAUGCACAAGAGGAUGGCCGCACUGCUGGGCUACAACAGCAUCCCCACCAGGGAGUCGCUGCACUACGCGCUCACCGUGAAGAACAUCCUUCCCAUGGCCGACGACAAUACGAAAAGGCUGUACGAGCUCAUGCAAGGCAGCAGCAACAUGUCCCUGCAGCUCUGCAAGCAGGUGUUGCCUCUGCUUACUGAAACUGAGGAACCACAAUGUGCAACUGCGCCGGCACCCCCGUGUGCCACGUACAUCAAGGCCGAGAGGCAGGUGCCCAACACCCUGAAAAUCAAAUUCUUCGACAAGUUGUCGAAUUACUACCCGAAGGUUAAGGCUGUGGUGUUCCGCAAGGUCCUGAACAAUAUCUCGAAGGUCUACGCAAACAUGACCAUCGACUUCUUCGUCAAGUCCAUCUGCCCCAGCGAAUUCUACGCAUGGAACGACGCGGAAAAGCACAUUGUAGACCUCGUACAACGCGGGUUCUGCCACAUCCGCCUGGACUACUCCAGCAAGGUGCUCUACUUCAACGCAUCUAAGGGUACCGCGGACUCCAUUGCUGCGGUCAGGCACCAGCUCACCAACUUGGGACGCAACCUGUAUUAUGCCAUGCGUAUCCUCGAACCUGGGCACGCUAAGCAGGCCGAGGACCGUCACCUACAGCUGGUAGCGAUGAAGAACAACAUCGAGAAGGAACGCACCAAGCUCAUGAAGCGCACCAGCGAAAUCUACCAGCGCAGACAGGAACACCAAGAGGAGUUGAUGCGCGUCGAGGAGGAGCGCAAGAAGAUGGAAAUUGAGCAGAAGCUGCAGGAGGAACGCGCCGAAAAGGAACGCCGUGAGGAGGCGCUCAGGCAGAUGGAGAAGCAGCGUAAGAAGGACGAAAAGAUGAAGAUGAAGCUGGAGACGGCGCAGCAAAUGCUUAAGGCCAUUCGCAAGCUCGGAGGAUCUCAGGGCACCAAAAUCAUCAUCAAGGGCAAAACGCUUGACGAGAUUAACGUUGAGGAUGUCAUGGACGGCUUCGUCAACUUCGACGAUGUCGAGAAGGCGCAGGAAGAACUGAAGCUGCGCGAGCGCCAGGAGAUCGCAAAGCAAAGGCGCGCAGAGGUGAAGCGUAUAGACCACUUAGUUCGUGCUCUGCGGGAACACCAGCAGCAGCUGUACGCCGACUGGCAGAAACGCGUGCUCGAGGAGGAUACUCGUCAGCUAAUGGAGGUGCAAAAGAAACGCGAAGCCAUGUGGAAGGAAGAUGCCGAGGCUAUGCAAUUGCAGAAGGACGCGCUCAAGGAGGUGGCCGCUGUUAAGGAGAAGUGGGUCAACGAUAACGUGAAGACCAUGAAGGAGGCUUACGACGCCGCCAUUGAGGAGCAACGCACGCGGUUCCAGAAGAAGAUGAUCGCCGAGAAGAUUCAGCGCGCCAGGGAAAGGCGUAUCACCGAGCUCCAGAGACAGAAGGAGCUCGAAGAGGAGCGCCGAUUGGAGGAGGAACGCAUGAGGCGUGAGGAAGAGGAAAGACAAAGGCAGGAAGCUGAAGCUGAGAGGCAGCGUAAGCUGCAGGAGAUCGCAGAAAAGCAGCGUCAGAAGGAGCUGGAAAUUCAGCGCAGGCUCGACGAGCAGGCAGCUCGUGCGUCACACACCGCUGCUGCUCCAGACAUCAGACGUUCUGAGACCUGGACGAAACCGCGGGUGAGAGAAGAGCCGGAGGUCUGGCGGUCGGAUUCCCGUCGCGUCGAUGCUUCCCCGCAACGUGGCACAGGUGCCGAACCGGAAAAGCCCCGCAAGUUUAAAUCCUUCUCGCAACGUGCGAGGGAACCCGCCGCACGGCGGGCCGACGACGCAGACACGUGGCGGCGAUGA